Mucor velutinosus is the source of this 1119-nucleotide messenger RNA. RefSeq lists its product as uncharacterized. The record is from RefSeq and is a predicted model, not a curated record. Lineage: Eukaryota; Fungi; Mucoromycota; Mucoromycetes; Mucorales; Mucoraceae. The coding region runs from base 1 to 1119 and encodes 372 amino acids. The transcript has 6 exons.
AUGGCAUUUUCAAGUAUUCAUGCAACAUCUCGAAAGAGAACAGAACCACAGCAGGACGAGGUUGAAGCCAGUUCCAUCUUGGUCUCUCUCGCGAAUCAUCAUCAUCAUCACAACGCUAAAAAGCUAAAGACGAGCACCCAAUCAAUGUCUAUUCACAACCUACUCGAAUCUGGCCAGCAGGAUUCACCUGGCGAAACACAGCAUCCAGUUACUCCACCUGCUUUCUCGAACGCACGCAUGCAAAUGUCACCUGAAAAGUACAUUGGGCAGAGUAUGCAUCCAAAAGCUCAAAUGACGAUACAGCACAAUCAAAAGCCGCAGUUUCAACGGCCAGCUAACAAUGAUAAACGCAAUUCCCAUCCUGCUCAACAACAGCAAGGUUCAUACAAUCGCAUGCCCAGUCAGUAUGCUCAGUAUCAUUCGCCACCCAACUCGACAAUGGAUUGUUCGAAGCAAUCCUCGAAAAUGAAAUGCAGCCCCAAGAUCCGACGCAAUGCUCUUCAAGCUUACAUCAGCUAUAUGACCUAUACAGACAUAAGACGCAGGCGAAUGGGAAAAGCUAUGCACCAACAAAACACAAUUUCUCCUGUAUCGUCACCAUAUAAUAAUACAUUGAUGAAGCCUGAUCCAUAUGCUUCUCAAUUCCGACAUCCUCCUCAUCAACAUCAACAACAACUUGCUUCUCCACCCUACCACCAUCAACAGCAACAUCAUCAGCCUCCUCCCCUUCCAUCUUUCAAUCCGUAUCAACAGAAGCAGCUCCACUCUAAUCCACCACCACAUGAUACGAGACGUCCAUCAUACCCAUCGCAACAGCAACAACCAUUAUCUCCUCCACCCCCUUCGCCUAAUCAGAGAAUCUCGGCACAAACAAAACCUCCUUCGUCCUCUGCUGCCUCUCCCCCCUUAGACAAACGCACGUCGUCUCCACCUGCAAGUAAAGUAAUCGUGGAUCAGCCAUUGACCGCAUUUCUCCAUCAUAAUUGGCCAUUGGUUGCAAACAGCAGAUCUCCACCCUCUCCUGCGUCCAUCGCUCAACAACAGCUUCCAUAUCAUCGCGGCAGUAAUAUAGCAACACCUUAUCCUAUUGCCAGACAACACAAUAGUGCAUUUCGUUGA